UUUUAGUUCAUAUCAUGGAAUCACCGUCAUCAACCAUUUCCCUCUGACUUCUUUCUCAUUCCAAUUCAGAGCGAGUGAGCGAGCUUCUCGGCGUUUCAGACAAAAGGAGGGGGACUCCGAUUCCGCCGGAACCGGAACAGUGGAUUUGUAAUAAAAAUUGUCUAAAUCUAAAUCCCCGCCCUCAUAAAAGCGGUUCGCUUCCGAGCCUUCUGUUUUUUGGUUUUCCCGCUAUUGCUGCGACUCUUUUUCAUUUAUUUUGAAGCUCCUUCUGUGCUUCUCUCUCUCUCUGUGUCUCUCUCUCUUUUGUCUCUGCGCCGAUCUGAUUCAUCUGAAGCGGUGAAAGAGAUUGGAAAACGAACUCUGAUUUACAAAUACUAGAAGAAAUAUGGUGAGGAAUCCGAAAAGAGUUGUUGCGGAGCGCGCUGAUUCCAAUCUGGCUCCUUCAAAAGAUACGAGCCCACAAUCCGAUGCAACAUCAUGUAUCUCAUCUGCGGGAGAUGCCAUGGGCAGUGUCAAAGGGAGCGAAGUUGACCAAGAUUCCCUUACUACUGAUCAUGGCAUGUCUUACUCAACAAGCGGAUAUUAUGGAUACUACUAUCCAGGUUAUGAAGGUUCCUACGGAGAGUUGGACAACCAAGCCUAUUAUGUCGGAGGUGAUGGAACUGAACUUCAGUAUCCUGUCAUGCAAGCAGAUAAUGGAUCUUUUGUCUACUUCAUGCCGGGAUUUCAGCCCAGUUACUCUCCAUACUUGCCCGUAACUACCAUUGGUGUUGAUGGACAAUACGUUGAUCAACAGGCAUAUCCAUCAAGCCCCAUUUUUCAACCAUCCAUGUCUUCCCCUGGAUAUUAUCCCACUACUCUCCCUUAUGGGGAGUUGGUACCAUCACCCUACCUAUGGGAUCCAUCCCUCCUUGCUGGAGAUGGAUCUUUUGGAAAUAGCUAUGCAGGAGUUCCAGAAUUUCUGGGCCCUAAAGCUAAUUUAUCUUCCCCAAGUCAUACCCAUGCUCCUCUUUCUAAAUCCUUUUCUGGCUUUAGCAAUCCAUCGGAUAUUCGUAGCACCCUGUCAUCGCUAGAUGUCUCAUCUGGUCAUGGCAUGCACAAACCGCUAAAACUAGUGAACAAGGCCUUUCCUCAUGGCUCAUCUUUCCAGUCAGAUGUGCUCGCCAAAGGUUAUUUACCCAAUUCUAAGUUCUCGGCUCACAAUCAAAGGAAGGGUGGAUUGCUCAAUUCAAACAGUCCAGUUAAUUUAAAAGCAAGUGGAAGGGGUUGGGGCAGCACAGAGAAGCUGAAAUCCAGAAGCAAGGUCAAUGGUGUCAGUGAUAUUAGUUUACUUAAUGAGCAGAACCAGGGUCCUAGAACAGCCAAUGCAAAAAGUGUGUUGAUGUCUGGAGGUAAUGCAGCUGGAUCCCUGGAACCUGAUGGGAAUGGAAAUAUUAACAGCGUAACCUCUCUAAUCAGGACGGAUCAAUAUAACCUUCCUGACUUUUCCACCAAAUACGAUCAUGCAUUUUUCUCUGUUAUCAAAUCUUACAGUGAAGAUGAUAUUCAUAAGAGCAUCAAGUACAACGUGUGGGCCAGUACUCCUAAUGGAAAUAAGAGGUUGGAUAAUGUAUAUCAAGAUGCACAAGAGAGGAUGGUGGAGAAAGGCAGCAAGUGUCCUGUGUUUCUUUUCUUUUCGGUUAAUGCAAGUGGUCAGUUUUGUGGAGUAGCAGAGAUGAUUGGCCGAGUUGAUUUUAAUAAGAACAUGGAUUUCUGGCAGCAAGAUAAGUGGAAUGGCUAUUUCCCUGUCAAGUGGCACAUUAUAAAAGAUGUUCCAAACCUGCAUUUGCGGCACAUAAUACUUGAGAAUAAUGACAACAAGCCUGUUACCAAUAGUCGAGACACACAGGAGGUGAGAUUUCCUCAGGGUAUUGAACUGUUGAAUAUUUUUAAGAACUAUGUGUCCAAGACAUCCAUAUUGGAUGAUUUUGAUUUUUAUGAAAGCCGCCAGAAGGUGAUGCAAGAGAAGAGGACGAAGCAAUUUGCACCACAUUAUAAUCAGGAGCAGAAGAUAGAAGAAUUAACCACCAGUUUUAAGUCGGUAGAUCUGUCUGCUGUGGCGAGCAUUGAGCAACCUGAGGUCGGAGACAAAGUGAAGAAAUGAAGGGAACAUGUAAGAAAAAAAGAAAAAACAAACAAGCAAAAAGAAGCGGCGUCUUGGAAGCUGUUGAAAUGGGUCCGAUGUAUUGCUGCUGAUAUAGAUGCCACCUGAAUGGAAAUAAGAAUCUCGGAAAAAGGGGGAGAUUUUGUUUUAUAAGAUUUUCAGUGAUCCCUUGCAAGGAAGGGCUGAUCCGUUCAAAAAUGAGAUGGUGGCUUGGCUGCCAAGGAGCUGUUUGUAUACCAUAACAGAAACUUUGAUCACCCCACUGAAUCACUGAUUGACAUGAUGGCUAUGGGGUGUCAUGAAAUCUUUUUUUUUUUUUUUUUUUUUUUUUAAAUCUUUUAGUAUACAAAUGAUAUUUGGCCACUCAAUAACAUAAUUAUUGACCACUUUUACCCUUCUUUUUUUUUUUUUUUUUUUUUUAAUUUUAUUUUUUGGUAUUCAGAUGCCUCUUGUGGGCUACAUGGCUAGUGCUAUCCACGUGUUAUGUAGGGAUAUUGUAACAGGUGCUUAAAAAAAAGAAGGAAUAUUUAAAAAGAUGGAACGCCCUUGGUGUUGGUCUUGGGGCUCUCAUUGGGAGGGGAGUUAUUAUGCAUCUAUCUUUUGUAUAUAUAUAUAUUUUUUU
Messenger RNA from Alnus glutinosa, 2765 nucleotides. RefSeq names its product YTH domain-containing protein ECT2. Gene Ontology annotation, cellular component: cytoplasm. Bases 386 to 2143 code for a protein of 585 amino acids. Gene Ontology annotation, molecular function: mRNA binding. Gene Ontology annotation, biological process: mRNA destabilization. NCBI's taxonomy places the organism in Eukaryota, Viridiplantae, Streptophyta, Magnoliopsida, Fagales, Betulaceae. The transcript has 9 exons. The record is from RefSeq and is a predicted model, not a curated record.